Molecule: messenger RNA, 2720 nt
Organism: Punica granatum (pomegranate)
Lineage: Eukaryota; Viridiplantae; Streptophyta; Magnoliopsida; Myrtales; Lythraceae
Source: RefSeq, a predicted model, not a curated record
UAACAGUGCGCCCAACCCAAACGCACGAAAAAGAAAAGAAGAAAAUUAAAUAAAGCGGAUGGAAGGGACUGACUGACGAUGAUAGCUGCUCCGGUAGGAAGAGCUCUCGUGCUUCUUCUUCCCCCCGCCUCCACUUUCCCUCCCCCUCCUUCUCCUCCUCCGCCCCUUCUCUUCUCUCCCUUCAAUCGCCGCCGCUCCUCCGCCUCCUCACUCCUCCCCUCCUCCGGUAUCUUGAGAGCGAAUUCUAAAAGAUCUGUUCUGGCUCCGAGGUCUCGGACGAUAUCAGCCAUGGCAAACGAUGAAGAAACCCUUGGCAGUCUAAAGAAGCAGCUGGCCAAACUAUUUGAAGCAUCGCUUAGGGUGACAGUCCCGACCGAGACAGAUGUAGAGCCUCUAGUUGCUGCUUGCACUGGAAAUUUUGGUGAUUACCAAUGCAAUAAUGCCAUGAGCCUAUGGCCCCGGAUAAAAGGAAAGGGAACUGAAUUCAGGGGUCCACCAGCAGUUGGGCAGGCUCUUAUGAAAAAUAUUCCUCAGUCUGAGAUGAUAGAGAAAUGCUCUGUAGCAGGACCUGGAUUUGUGAAUGUCGUUAUAUCAAAGAAUUGGAUUGCAAAGAGUAUUCAAAAGAUGCUAACUCACGGAAUUGGAGAAUGGGCACCAAGGCUGUCAAUACAAAGGGCAGUGGUAGACUUUUCGUCUCCCAAUAUAGCCAAAGAAAUGCAUGUUGGCCAUUUAAGAUCUACAAUUAUUGGAGACACAUUAGCCCGCAUGCUUGAGUUUUCCAAUGUUGAAGUUCUGCGUCGAAACCAUGUUGGUGACUGGGGAACUCAAUUCGGAAUGUUGAUUGAGUUCCUUUUCGAAAAGUUCCCAAACUGGGAACAUGCAAGUGAAACUGCCAUUGGAGACUUACAGGCCUUCUAUAAAGCAUCAAAGCAGAGAUUUGAUGAGGAUCCCGUUUUCAAGGAACGGGCACAAAAGGCUGUUGUGAAACUCCAGGGUGGGGAGCCAAAGUACCGCAAGGCAUGGACACAGAUUUGUGAUAUAAGCCGAAGUGAGUUUGCUAAGGUCUAUCAGCGCCUUGGAGUUACGAUAGAGGAAAAGGGUGAAAGCUUCUACAACCCGUAUAUUCCUGGGGUGCUGGAAAAAUUGAGCAAUCUAGGACUAAUUGAAGAAAGCCAAGGUGCUCGUGUGAUAUUUCUUGAGGGGUUCAAUAUACCUCUUAUUGUUGUAAAGAGUGAUGGCGGUUACAACUAUGCGUCAACUGAUCUCGCAGCUAUUUGGUAUCGUCUCAAUGAAGAAAAAGCUGAGUGGAUCAUAUAUGUAACUGAUGUUGGUCAGUCCCAACACUUUGAAAUGGUGUUUAAGGCGGCCAAACGAGCUGGUUGGCUUCCUGCUGACAAUAAUUCAUAUCCCAGGGCAAACCACGUUGGAUUUGGUCUUGUUCUUGGUGAAGAUGGAAAAAGAUUUCGAACUCGAAACACUGAAGUGGUUAGACUCGUGGAUUUACUUGAUGAAGCUAAGACUCGCAGUAAAGCUGCUCUUAUAGAACGUGGCAAGGAUAAGGAGUGGACAGAGGAUGAGCUCGAGCAGACUGCCGAGGCUGUUGGUUAUGGUGCUGUUAAGUAUGCGGACCUGAAGAACAACAGACUUACCAACUACACAUUUAAUUUCGAUCAGAUGCUCAAUGAUAAGGGAAAUACUGCUGUUUAUUUACUGUAUGCUCAUGCCCGGAUCUGCUCAAUAAUCAGAAAAUCUGGUAAAGAUAUGGAGGAACUGAAGAAAACUGCAGAGAUAUCAUUGGAUCAUCCCGAUGAGCGUGUGCUAGGCCUUCAUUUACUACAGUUUGCUGAGAACGUGGAAGAGGCUUGCACAAAUCUUCUGCCCAACGUGCUCUGCGAGUACCUCUACAAUCUAUCAGAAAAUUUCACAAAGUUUUAUUCAAACUGCCCGGUCAUUGGAAAGCCAGAGGAAGCGAGUAGGUUGCUGCUGUGUGAAGCAACUGCAGUCGUUAUGAGGCAAUGCUUCCAUCUCCUCGGGAUUGUGCCAGUCUACAAGAUAUAACUACUGCACAAGACCAACUAUCUAAAACCUCAACCACCUAUAACCUGUGGUUAAAUUAUCAGUAGGUUGGGAUACAAUUUUAUUGGUGUGAGAGCAGUUGAGAGGGUAAACACGGAAUUGCGAAACCGGAAUGUCCAAUUAUUCGAAUAUAUUGAAUGCAGAUAAGAUAUUAGGGUAUAUGAAUAGCAAACCCAUUCUCUCUUGUGCCUGAAAACAUGGCAGUCUCGUCUGAUCAUUAUUCACUAUAUUCGAAUAAUUGAAAAUUCUGGUUUCACUAUUCUGUGUCUACCCUCUCAACUGCUCCUGCACCAGUAAAAUUGUAUCCCGACCUAGUGAUAAUUCAACCACAGGUCUUAGGUAGUUGAGGUUUAGAUGAGCUUCCCCCUUUCGGGAGACAUUCUGCUAUUCGAAUUUUUUGCAAUUAACAGGGAUACAUGGAGUGGAUUAGUUGAAUGCUGUCUCAUUCAUUACCAGUGAUGUUGGCCACAUCUUUAAACACGACCAUUCAAAGUUUUGACACGACUGGUAGGUACAUCCACAGUGGAGAGGUUUUUCUUGCCGUAACUGAUUAUGCGGUAGGCGACUGGCAUCUACGAAACGUAUUGUCUUGGAAAUUUGAACAAUAUUAUCCUAGCAACGGAAAUUUGAACAAUGUUCUCCUA